UUGGCAGGGCGCGGGCGAUACUUCGGACUGGACUGUGUAAUAUAUAAAUACCAUUUCCGAUACGCGAAUUUAUUCAUUUUUAGUUCCACUUUUGUUGUGUUAACAAGUACCUAAUAUAAUAUAGAACGAAUUAAAAAUGAAAUACUCUGUUGUGGUUUUUUGUUGUGUUGCAUUAGCGACGUACGGUAGCUCAAACGCAUCUCCCCCGUCGUCAGUGAACUCGAAUUUAGGCCGCAAUGAUCCCCGCCAACGACGUGAAAUCCCCGACGAAUGUCGUAUGCAUUUCCAUCGUCCUCCUCACCAUCACGACUCGAGCGAUGAAUCCGGAGAAAAGGUGACACCGCCUCCUCCUCCUCCAGUAUGUUGCGAGCUCCCUGACUUGAUGAGUUCGUUCAGUGAACCCGAAGUUUUUGGUAAAUGUCAUCGUUACGUUCACGAAACUUUGAAUCCUGGUGGUAGACGUGGUCAUCAUCGUCAUGGUUCUUUCAAACCAGGAGCGAAAAAAUCUGAAAGAGUAGCUCGCGAUGUCGAAGAAACCGAAGAUGUAAAUGCGAACAAAGAUUCCCAUGUUGAUAGAUUCCAAGAAAAGAAAGAAUGCUUCAUGAGCUGCGUUUUCAAUUCAACUGGUCUCCUCACCGAUGAUGCUUUCAACGAAGAAUUAUUGACCAAAAAAAUGAACGAAGCUGUUGGCAAUGAUACCAAAUGGGCUUCCAUCGUUGAUCCUGCUUUCAAAAAGUGUCUCGCCGCUGCUAAAGAAGCUAACAGCCAAUCGCAAAAGACCUGCAAAGCUGGCCCAGCUGAAUACAUGAAAUGUUUCACUCGAGAAUUGUUCUUCAACUGCCCCAGCGACAUUUGGACUACCAGCCCAGCAUGUACCGAAUUCAAAGAGAAAUUGGAAAAAUGCCCAAAUUUGAUGCCAUUCCCUCCCCACCGUCCCCAUCAUCAUGGUCACCACCACCAUCACCAUCAUCAUAACAAACAUCAUCGCAAACCCAACCACAGCGAUGAAAAACCCGAAGAACCAUAAUUUUAAAAAUGGUAACUUAACUCGACUUAGUUCGUUAAUUAAAUCUAAUUAAUUUAGAUUUUUGUGAUUUUUCGUAAUAAUAAUGAAUUUCAUUUGUAA
This is a messenger RNA of Planococcus citri (citrus mealybug), 1126 nucleotides long. RefSeq lists its product as uncharacterized. NCBI's taxonomy places the organism in Eukaryota, Metazoa, Arthropoda, Insecta, Hemiptera, Pseudococcidae. The transcript is spliced from 9 exons. Bases 137 to 1027 code for a protein of 296 amino acids. Gene Ontology annotation, molecular function: odorant binding. The record is from RefSeq and is a predicted model, not a curated record.